CAUCAAAAGGAGGACAAAUGGAAGGGAAGAAGCACCAAUAGCUCAUCGCGUAAAACGACUGCCUUGUGCAGAGAAAGAGACAUUCUUCUUCAUGUUUUAAAUAUUUUCAGUUCCUUUCUUUCAUCCUGGCUGAAUUUCCUGCUCUUCCAAGGGAUUUUGAGUAUCUCUUGAACAGCUGAAGGUUUGUCCUGCAACCUAUCCUCUGAAUCCAUGGAGAAAGAUGCUAAGGUAGAAGAGACUAUUGAUUUGAAAAAAGGUGUUGAAUUGACAAAAGCAGUCUCUGAAAAGCAUCGGGAUCUUUUGAGACCAUCAGCUCGAUAUUAUUCAAUAUUUAAAGAUCGGGAAAAGGGCAAGUAUGCCCUACUGAGAGAUCCAGAGGAUUAUCAACAAGGACUUUAUGACAAGCCUCUUCCAUUUUAUGGAUGUGGAAUUGGAUGGUUUUCGUUUCUCUUGGGAUUUCUUUGCCCAGUUAUGUGGUUUUAUGGGACAAUUCUCUAUUUUCAAAAACAUUAUCGGAAGGAUCCAAGAGAACGCGCAGGGCUUGGAGCUUCUGCAAUCGCUGCACUGUUAUGCUUGGUAGGGUUGCUGGUUACGGCAGCCAUUCUUGCCUUAAAAUUUGGAUUACGGCCUUCAUAAGUGAAAGUACAGCACAAAUUCAUAUUGGUUACCAUUGAUUUGCAGCAAAGACUGUGCUUUGUAUAUAGCAAUUUGCAAAUUAUAGAUCAAAAUGGCUUUCAUAUUAUGCUUGGGAGUGAGACACAAGAUUGCCAUCAUAAAAGUCCUCUAAAAUCUGUAAUCUUUUUGUUUUAUAUGUACUUUUGAAAUCCAUCUAUUAUGUGUAUGU
This is a messenger RNA of Neltuma alba, 844 nucleotides long. RefSeq lists its product as uncharacterized. The record is from RefSeq and is a predicted model, not a curated record. The coding region runs from base 211 to 636 and encodes 141 amino acids. Lineage: Eukaryota; Viridiplantae; Streptophyta; Magnoliopsida; Fabales; Fabaceae. The transcript has 6 exons.